AUGCCAUACCCGCAGCACAAGCAAGAUUUGUAUCAGUAUCAGAAAAUACAGCAUCGUUUGUUGGAAGCAAUAAGCCUGUCAAAUGUGGAAAUCAUGAAGUUUAACGGUAACCCUUUACACUAUCAUGAGUUCAUGGCAUGUUUUGAUAAUUUGAUAGGCUCGUCUACACUAGACACAGGGACAAAGCCCAUGAAGCUGUAUCAGUGCUGUGAAGGUGAUGUCAAGAACAUCAUACAGUGUUGUAUGGUAAUGGAUCCAGUGCUAGGAUAUCAACGCGACAGAGAAUUACCUAGAGAACGCUUUGGCAGUAGAUUUAAGAUAGGAGAAGCAUGGAUCGAACAGAUAACUACUGGUUCAGCACUUCAUGCAAAUGAUAGAACUGGACUACGCAAGUUUGCUGACGAAUUACAGGUAUGUCUUGAGACUCUUAAGGCAUUGAAUCUAACAAAGGAAAUCAGCAGGAACAGAGAGCUGGUCAAACUGGCAGAAAGACUCCCAUUUCAUCUCAAAGCUAGAUGGUUGAAAGUAGUGAGAGACAUUAGAUAA
Messenger RNA from Lytechinus pictus (painted urchin), 546 nucleotides. RefSeq lists its product as uncharacterized. NCBI's taxonomy places the organism in Eukaryota, Metazoa, Echinodermata, Echinoidea, Temnopleuroida, Toxopneustidae. The coding region runs from base 1 to 546 and encodes 181 amino acids. The transcript has a single exon. The record is from RefSeq and is a predicted model, not a curated record.